Mercurialis annua (annual mercury) is the source of this 1357-nucleotide messenger RNA. RefSeq names its product stemmadenine O-acetyltransferase-like. NCBI's taxonomy places the organism in Eukaryota, Viridiplantae, Streptophyta, Magnoliopsida, Malpighiales, Euphorbiaceae. The coding region runs from base 71 to 1357 and encodes 428 amino acids. The record is from RefSeq and is a predicted model, not a curated record. The transcript has a single exon.
UCUAUAAAGACCUUACAUUUAGAGUAUCACUUGACUCGAAUUACACAAUUCUAUUCAAAAUCAAGCUGAUAUGGAAAUCCAAAUUAUUUCAAAAGAAAUAAUCAAACCCUCAUCACCAACACCACAACACCUCAAAAUCUACAGCCUCUCACUCCUUCAUCAGAUUGCUCCUCCUGUUUAUGUUCCCGUAAUUCUCUUCUACUCUUCUCAUUCAGACACUAAUCUGAAUUUCAGCAAACACCUGAAACAAUCUUUCUCAAAAACAUUAACAGAUUAUUAUCCUCUGGCAGGACGAAUCAACGACGAUUAUUUUAGUAUCGACUGUAACGACAGUGGCGCUUCAUACACCGAAGUCAACGUAUUAUCCGGUGAAAUGUCCAUGGUAAUCCAGGAAUCAAACAUUCAUCACCUUGAAAAGUUACUUCCAUGUAGCCCUUAUGAUAUGUUACCUGAUAUUAGCUCUCAGGAAAUGCUUAAAGCCCAAGUGAGUUACUUUGCAUUCGGUGGGAUAGCGAUCAGUAUCUGUGUUUGGCAUGUGAUCGGUGAUGCAAUGUCUGCGGCUUCCUUUAUUACCAACUGGGCUGCAAUUGCUAAUAAAUAUACUAAUGGUGAUGGUGGUAAUGGUAACUUAAACGACAUCGUUUUGGAUUGCACCUCGCUUUUCCCUCCACGGGAAAUACAAAGCUUCUUGUGGCGUAACUUCAUGACUGACAAAAGAAGGAACAAUAUUUCGAUGAAACAGUUUGUAUUUGAUGGCUCUAAGAUAGCUACUUUGAGAGAUGAAGUAGGCAAAGUAGGACCGAGCUUCAAGCAUCCAACGCGAGUCGAGGCUGUUGGUGCACUAAUUUGGAAAGCGGUUAUGGCUGCAACUGGAAAAGCAUACAUAGCAGCAAUUGUAGUAGAUUUGCGAAAACGAGUGAGUCCUCCAUUACCAAGUAAUUGUAUAGGAAACAUCAAUCAAAUGACAUUUGCUGUGGAUAGUAAUUGGAGGACAGAUUAUAAUAGUUUAGCAGGAAAGAUUCACGAGUCGAUAAGAAUGAUCGAUGAUGAGUAUAUCAAGAAGAUCCAUGGAGGUGGUGGAUACCUAGAACAUGUCCAAGCUUUAGCCGACAGGGAUUCAGAUAGUCCUGGGUGGUUGAAACAAUUUUCUAUAAGUAGUUGGUGUAAAUUUCCUUUCUAUGAAGCUGAUUUCGGGUGGGGAAAGCCAAUUUGGGUAACCACUGCCUUGAUUAAUACGAGUGCUUUUCUGCUGGAUACAAAGGAUGGUGAGGGAAUGGAAUGUUGGAUUGGAUUGCCCAAGGAAGAGAUGCCAAAAUUUGAACAUCACCCUGAUAUAUGCUUGUAUGCUUCAUUCUAG